AUGCGAAAGAAUUACCUGGCUAGACCGGUAUAUGAUUAUAAACUUACAAAGAAACGAACACCUACGGGAGAUCCACAAGAAUGCGCUGCUUUCGACAACGUCCUUACCAACGGUCGAAAGAAACCUCUCUUAAUUGGAUCUAUUAAAUCCAACAUUGGACACACGGAACCAGUUUCAGGUCUUUGUUCCAUUAUAAAGUGCAUUCUGGCAAUGGAAGUCGGAUCCAUCCCACCGAACAUACAUUUCAAAACACCCAACGAUGAAAUCGCGGGGCUAGUAGAGGGCAGACUGAAGGUGGUUGUGGACGAAACGCCUUUAGAAGAAGAAAAUGCUUUAAUGGGUAUCAACAACUUUGGCAUCGGAGGGGCCAACGCUCAAGUGCUGUUACGUAGAAAUCCUAAAAAGAAGGUGCAACCUAAAGACAACCUGCCCAGACUGGCGUGCGUCAGCGGAAGAACGGAAGAAGCCGUUAGGGUGUUGUUGGAUGAGAUCCAGACGAAUGAAACUGAUGUAGAGUACAUCAAACUGAUGCACGAAGUAUUCUCGAGAACCAUACAAAAUCACUUGUACAGGGGAUAUGUGGUCGUAUCGAAGUUUGGAGGAAUAAUUCCAAAAUCGUUCGCUUCUUGUCCGGAAGGGAAUAAACCGUUGUAUUUAACUUUUGGAGAAUUAGAUGAUUGGUAUGAAAUCGGAAUGCAGCUAAUGGUGUUACCAGUAUUUCAAGAUAUAAUCAAACGAUUGCAAGGAACUGUCUCGACCAAAAGCACUGAUAUAUCAAACGUUUUCCUCAACGGUCAGUUCCCGGGUAGAGAUUGUAUCCAUGUAGCGGGCGCUGUGAUCGUUCAAAUCGCUCUAGUACAGCUGCUGAAAGUAUUAGACGUAAAACCCAGCGGUUGUUUCGGUUCCUCUUUCGGAGUGUUGGUCUCCGCCUACUGCAAUGACAUCUUAACGUUGGACCAGACAAUCGACUGCGCUUUUAUCAUAAACGAAGCCAUUUUGAAGAAUGACGGAUUGCAGCAUGCGAGUACAUCCGCUACCCAGGGCAAUCAAAAAUUAAGAGAAAGCUGUGAAGAUACAGUCAGCGAAGAACGAAAUAAAUGCCAGAGGAAGGAUAUUAUUGAGAUCCUACUAAACACUUUCACGAAUGAAUCGGAAUUUCUGAGAAAUGACAACUCGAAAACUAGAAUUGUCUCAGCAGAUUCUCUUGUAAAUGCGUUAACAACCAGUCGAAGUCUGGGAAUUGGCAGUGUUAAACCAAAUUCCGUGAUUUUAAAAAUUGGUAAUUUCCGCUCAAACGACUCCGAAGAAGUUCCAGUAAUCUCCCUUUUCGGGGUUAAAACUGAAGAUCACCUGACAGAAUUUCUAGCGGGUCUAGGAAGUUUGUACGUGAGCGGUUGCAAUCUUCAAGUCGACAGGCUGUACCCACAGGUAGAUUUUCCGGUUGGUAGAGGCACCCCCAUGAUUUCUCCCUUCAUCAGGUGGAACCACAGCAGAGAUAAGUUCGUGCCACAGUACCACUUGGACCAUAUCCGUCGGACAAAACAUGGGAUUAGACGUUACAAGAUCGACCUGGCCGAUCCCCAGUGGGGACUCAUUGCUGGACAUGUAGUUGACGGAAGACUCUUCUUUCCGGGGACGGGAUAUCUCUACAUGGUAUGGGAGACCUUCACUGCAAUGCAUUCGACACCGCUGGAUGUCUCCCGGGUAUCCAUAAAAAACUGCAAAUUCAUAAGGGCCACGACAAUUCCCGCAAAGGACGUCGUGGUGUUCACGGUCUCCAUUUUAAGAGGCAGUGGAAAAUUUGAAGUGACAGAAGGCGGUACUACAGUGGCAGCUGGUACCAUCAGUUUCUUGCCGGACAGCGAAGCCGAAAUCUGGACCGACGACGCUUCCCCGGAUCUAGCACGCCCUGAUUUAUGGUGGAAUCAAAAGGAUGUGUACAAGGAGUGGCGCUUACGGGGUUAUAAUUUUAGUGGAAAAUUCCGAUCUAUUGAAAAAUACGAAUUCGAUACCUCUAGAGCAUAUGCGAAGUGGCAAGAGAAUUGGUUCGCUUUAAUUGACAAUAUGCUCAUACUGAAGGUGCUUCAGAGCGAAAAUAGAGCGUUACAGGUGCCGAUAUUUAUAUCCGAACUGAAAAUCAGUGCCAAAUCUCAUUUGGAAUUGAUAAUGGAAGCAUCUGAAGACUCAGAAACACCUUCCAGUCUGCUGAUCAGCGGGGACAGAAAUACUGGAAUAAUAACAUGUGGGGGGAUAACUACUUCUGGAAUUAUAACCAGUCCGAUCAAAAGAAAGAAGGACCUAUGGACGCCCGUGCUGGAGAGCUACCAAUUCGUUCCCAACUAUACAGAACUGGACCUCUACAAAUCCGUAAGGGUAAACACCCAGAUAAUCGUAGAGAACACGCUGGUGCGUAGAUUCAAGGCCGUAGAAGUUAUAGACAAGUUCUCAGACGAUGAUGCCGAACCCUUAACGCCAAUUAUAAAGUCGGCGCUGAAAGACGAACUUCUGGUGUACCCUUCAGUUAAAAUCUUGAGUGUGAAACCUCUCGAUGUUGAUGUCGAAAUUGAAAACAAAGGUUUGGAGACCGAAAACGACUGCGUGCUUGUGAUUGCUUCGAGGAUUAUCAACAGGCCAGAGAUUUUGAAUUCAGCUUUCGCAGCUUUAAAGGAAAACGGUUACGUAAUAUCCCGCGAAAGUCGCUCUUGUGACAUUAAAAGGGACAUGUAUCCCGAUAUUGCAAUCCUGACGGUACACAGAACACCUUUCGAGACUAUACUGCUCCUUGGGAAACAGCGCGAAGAGCGAACGAGGCACUUUAUCGAAAUCAACUCAUCGGAAGACUUCUCGUGGUUGACCGAAACACAGGCUUCCAUGAGCAGUAAUUUGCAGGGGGGUGUGGUGCUAUAUUCAGAGGAUCCGACGAGCGGAAUCCUUGGCUUGGUGAAUUGUCUGAGGAAGGAAUCGGGCAACAGAAAUGUCGUAUGCGUCUUCGCUACGGGCGAUGGCGGGAAAUUCAAUCCAAACUGCGACCAGCUGAAGAAAAACAUGGCGUUCAACGUUUACAAAAACGGGCAGUGGGGCACUUUCAGACAUCUACAGUUAGAGGAUUCGAAUAUCGUGGAAAGCGAACAUUGUUUCGUGAAUAUUUCGGGAAGAGGGGAUUUGUCCAGUCUCCAAUGGACUCAGGGUCCCCUUAAGUACGACACCACGCCAGAGCCCGAUAAGGAAUUGAUAUACGUGUACUAUUCCUCAUUGAACCGAAAAGAUGUUAUGACUGUUACUGGAGACUUAAAUCUAGAUACGGAUGCAGACCCAAGCCUAGGGUUUGAAUUUUCUGGACGGGAGGACACCGUUGCAUGGGCAUAUCUGAGAAAGGGGGAGCUAUUUCCAAUUUGUUGCUAACCGACAAGUCUCUGAUCUACCCUGUUCC
This is a messenger RNA of Anoplophora glabripennis (Asian longhorned beetle), 3430 nucleotides long. RefSeq names its product fatty acid synthase-like. Lineage: Eukaryota; Metazoa; Arthropoda; Insecta; Coleoptera; Cerambycidae. Gene Ontology annotation, molecular function: fatty acid synthase activity. The record is from RefSeq and is a predicted model, not a curated record. Gene Ontology annotation, biological process: fatty acid biosynthetic process. The transcript is spliced from 15 exons. The coding region runs from base 1 to 3402 and encodes 1133 amino acids.